GGGGCGCCCAAGAGCUUGCCAGAGGGCUCUAUUCGUUGUGAGGUCCUUCGUGGGAGCCUCAGCCAGUCCCAGCAUUCCUUGCGGCUUGGUCCGCCAACCCAUCUUGGCUCGAGCCCUCCUGGCGCAAGGCCCGUCUCCGCUGGACCCACUCGCUUGCGCGGCAGACCGUUCGUCCGUGGGCCGCACGCGGCUCUGCCCCCUGUGCGCGCAUGUCCAAGGCCGCGACGAAGACGAGCACGGCGGCGAGGGUGACCGUCUUGACCAGCCUCCCGGUCUCCCUCGCGUGGCGCUCCGCCGGCUUCCGCUGGGCGCAGGACGACAUGCCGGCAGAGUUCUCCCGCAUCGCGCCGCUGCUGCUCGGCUCGCUGCUGCUCUGCGUUGUGCUUCUCUUCCUCCUCCUCGCGGUGCACGGCCGCGCGGAGGCCCGCAAGGUAUGCAACAGGAGGUAUGCCAGCGCCGCCCUUCCGGGAGUCUUUUCCGCGUUGACCUUCGUGCUUGAAAACUUCGCGCUCGCGAACGGCCUCAGCGCGACCCUGGUGGUUCUGCUCAACAAGUGCGCGAUUCUGCCGGGCGUCCUCGGGGAGAUCCGGUUGACGCGGACCACGCCGUACCGCACGCAGCUCCUCACCAUGGCGGCUUUGCUCUUGUGCAUCAUCGUCUACUCUCUCGGUGACGAGGGCGAAAUUAACAUGUCGCUGGUCGGGUUGCUCUUGGGCCUUGGUGCAGCCCUCUCAGAUGGAGUCGGCGACAUCGCCUUUGAGGCCACGGCGAAGUCCUGCCUCGACGACCUGGAGGAGGAUUCGGGUGCCGAGACGCUCAGGUGCUUCCUCGUGAACGAGCUGUACAAGUCCGUGUUCAACAUCAUCUUGAUGCUCGUGUUCGAGCACAAUUACUUGUCGCGAGGUCUUUUCCAUGGCUGGGGCCUCCCCAUGCUCGUCGGCGGUGUCAUGUCGCUCCCCGUGAUGGUCGCGCUUUACAACACGGCCAUCUUGACGGCCGGCAACUUGAAGACCAGGAUCGCUGCGUCCGCCGAUAUCGGCAUCGCCUAUGUGAUGGAUGCGAUUAUCUUCGGUGACACGGUCAGGAUCUCCCAGUGCCUGUUGAUCCUCGCCAUCAUCGCCCUGAUCGGCGUCUACACCCAGUUCGCCGUCGACGUGCAGAAGGCCGCCGCAGACUCCCCCAUCAGGUCGGAGAAGCCAGACGCAGAUAUUGUGUAUGUAGUGUAAAAAGUUGUUCGCGGCCCCUCAUCGGGGGAGCUCUGCGUCUCGGCCAAGGCUGGCGACCGCAGUAGUAGCAGUAGUCUUGUUGCCUACGGGCGAUGGAACUCUUGGCGGUAAUUCGGACGAGCAAGGGGUCAUGAUAAUGAUACUUUCCCAGAUUUCCAGGAUGUCCACUUGUUCUUGAUGUUUCUCGGGGCUGCAGAAUCGAGGACCACUAGGUUCGCUGGAAAUCCUGGAACGUAUCCUGAACCAAUCCUAUCAUGACAUCGUCCUCGCCUUAUUAUUGGACUACCACCGCGGCUAGGGUUGUUGGACGACCACCGCGGCUAGUCUUGACGCCAUUGUUACUACGAUGGCAGUCGGCACUACAACUGAGCAAGUGCACGCAUCGGGCCGCAGCGAUACCAACCGUGGCCAAAUGCUUUACCGACAUGCAUACACAUCAGCGAUGCCAAUCUGACGCUUCGAAGCUGCGGCCAACCUGCUACUAUUGCACACGUAUUUUCCGACGAUGUCGUCCGUAGGGUGACUUGUCUCUUACGUGGAAGGAAGGUUCUCGAUCCGCGCGCGCGUUGUUUUUCUUGCCCUCCUGGUUGCAAAUGCUAGGGAUGGUGCAGACAUCGCCUGCGGUUCCUGUUUCGUCGGUCUAGUUUCAGAGAGCGUCUGCUGAGCUGGCCUGAGCUCGCCUGCGCUGUCUGGGAUCUGUGCCCAGCCUUUUUUGCUGCCAACAACGUUAAUCAUAAUUUAUGGUCCCCCAUAUCCUGAGAAUCGGGUUCUUGCUAUUACUCCGGCCGCGCCGACUGCUCACCUUCACCUCCCUCCUCCUCUUCCUCAUCAGACAAGUGUAUUUCCUCCGUCUCCAUUCUUCACGAUGCCUGUCAUAGCGCUCUUCUCGAAUGAUGCUGCCUGAUCGUGCCUAUCGACUGGUGCUCUGCGCGCCCAGCGACCGUCAUUGAGCCUCGGGGCUCUCCUGAGACAGGCGCCGUGGGCUCAUUUUCUGGCCGUCAGCUGGCUUGCGGUUGCUUCCCUGAAGUGCACGCCCAGCGCGUUGCAUCCACGUCAUGUCGGUGAUUGCUGCCGAGUAUUUGCCCGAACCUCUCCCCCUUCUCGCUUGUCUUUCGCCUCCUGCGUCCUCAACGCUCCGUCAUUCCUCGUUCCUCCUGCACGUGCUCCGCCAUCCGGCGUGACAGCGCGCGCAUUCCGUUUCAAGUCAGACUUCGAGCAGCGCGCGCAUUGACGUGGAGCGCUAACUUCGUCCUUAAACAGGGCUUGAGAGUCAUGGAGGCUGAACAGCAUGCCUUGCGGUUUGGGGGGCUUUCGUCCGCAGUUCGUCGGACUCCGUCGACAUUCGGACGAAAUCUGGACGAAAAGGUG
This is a messenger RNA of Prorocentrum cordatum, 2594 nucleotides long. The record is from the annotation of a GenBank genome assembly. NCBI's taxonomy places the organism in Eukaryota, Dinophyceae, Prorocentrales, Prorocentraceae.